AUGUGGGUGGGCGAGGGGAGCUAUGGCCCCGACUGCGAGGAGGGGAAGGACUGCAGCGCUGACGUGAAUGGUCCAUGGGGCGGCGAGAUCUAUCACGAACGGAAUGGUCUAUGGAUGGAUCUUUCUGUGGCUUCUUCUGUGUGAGCAGGUGCGUCGUUUCUCGGCCGCACUCAGGAGAUCCAGGCCACUAAGCACACGAAUACGGCCGCGAACAAGCACGGUACACCCAGAUCUUUCUGUGCUGCACACGUGGUGCCCUCUCUCUGAGAAUAAUGCCUUUGUGUGCAGGUGCUGUGUUGGGUGCUGGUGAAUUGUCGGCAUUGCAGCAGCAGCUUCAGACCGGCAUCAAACUCAUCAGCGCCCCCAACGACUUGACCGCCUCAGCCAUGGCGACAAUCGACGACAUAGAAGACCACAUCCACGGCGCCACAGGUACACACCCACCCACCCACACACACACACGACCGACCGACCGACCGAUAUGUCUUUCUGUCUUGCUUUGCCCGGAUGAAUGGACGGGCGGCUGCAGCCGACGGAGACGCAUACGAUCAGCCUGUCCGUGCGGCCGUACAUGUGCAACAGGCGGCUGCCCGACGGGUAUAUGUGACACUGGACGGACGGGCAGUCUCACUGCAGACUUUUCAUCGUGACUCAUCUGCAUCUCCAUGUUGCUGAAGCACGCAUGAAGCCCUGCGCAGCAGAACGCAUCCAAACACCGUCCAGAAAGCCCAUAGACGUCGUGUGUCGCUGCUCACUGACCUCUGCGCUGAGCGGGAGCCGAGAGGCUGUCGUAGCGUUCGAGCAGCAUGGCGCCUGACACCGACUCAUCAGUCCCCUCCUCCUGCUUGACCGCGCUGUGGCGUGCUGCACUCGACGCGGAGGCAGACUGAAUGCCGCCAAUGGGCGGUUGUUGACCCACUGACGGAUCCCCAGACAUCUCUGCUGAAGCUGGGAAGUCAACAAAACUGGCGAUCGGCAAUAAGCUCGCCCACCUGCGUACGCGUGCCUGCCCCUGUGAGUCCACCCCCAGAACAAAACCUGCUGUGCUGCCCCAGGUUGAAAGCUUGAAGAUGGCGGCAGCAGCAGCGGCGGUGCCACCUCCGAUGGACGUGGUGAUGAGCCCGUCCCCGUCGGCUCCCGCGGCGCAGAAGGAGCGGGCGUCUGCGGAGGAUCUGUUUUUGAAGCUCAAGCAGCUGCAGCGGCAGCUGGAGUUCCUGAACAUCCAGGAGGAGUACAUCAAGGACGAGCAGAAGAACCUCAAGCGAGAGCUCAUCCGCGCCCAGGAGGAGAUCAAGCGCAUCCAGUCGGUGCCCCUCAUGAUAGGCCAGUUCCUCGAGAUGAUUGACGCCAACUACGGCAUCGUCUCCUCCACGGCGGGCAGCAACUACUACGUCCGCAUCCUCUCCACACUCAACCGGUCAGUCAGUGAGGGGAGUGAGUGGAGGGAGGGGCGAGGGGACAGACAGGCGGCGCUGGUCGGUGAGACGCCUGGCAGAUGUGUGUGGUGGUGGUUGUGUGGUUGUGGCUGUGUGCAGCGAGUUGCUGAAGCCCUCGUCGUCAGUGGCGCUGCACCGCCACUCGCACAGCGUGGUGGACAUUUUGCCGCCCGAGGCCGACUCGUCCAUCCAGAUGAUGCAGAUGACCGAAAGACCAGACGUCACCUACUCGGUAUGGCACCAUCCGCCAUGCACAAAGCACAAAGCAGACAGACAGAGGAAUGGGUGAUUGGUUGGCCCCUGUGUGUGAGUGGAGUGGUGUGUUGUGUUGUGUAGGACAUCGGCGGCAUGGACAUCCAGAAGCAGGAGAUCCGUGAGGCGGUGGAGCUGCCCCUGACCUGCCCGGAGCUCUACCAGCAGAUCGGCAUCGACCCGCCCACGUACGGGCUAUACAACACAUACCAUACAUGAAUGACAUACGCUCAGGGCAGGCGAAUCGUUGUCUCAUGCUGACUGACCAUUCUCUCCUCUCUCUCUGUACUGUGUGUCUGGUCUGCAGUGGCGUGCUUCUCUACGGCCCUCCGGGCACCGGAAAGACCAUGCUCGCCAAGGUCUGUCUGAUUGGCAGGCAGACAGGCAGACAGACAAGGAGACAGACACUCGCAAAUUAAUGCACCUACUUACUGUGCGUUGUUGAUUAUUCUGUGUGCAGGCUGUAGCGCAUCACACGACUGCGACGUUCAUCAACGUGGUGGGUUCCGAGUUCGUGCAGAAGUACCUGGGAGAGGGCCCCCGAAUGGUCCGGGACGUCUUCCGCCUGGCCCGCGAGAACAGCCCCGCCAUUGUCUUCAUCGACGAAGUCGACGCCAUCGCCACCAAGUCAGUCAGUCAGUCAGUCGAUACCGAUGGAUGUCCGGGUCGCGUCACGGGCCGGCAUGUCUGUGUCGUUCUCUGCGGUCUGUCUGCAGGCGUUUCGAUGCCCAGACCGGAGCUGACAGAGAGGUCAGUAGAGUGGGGGGGCAAGGCAAUCACUGGGAAGGUCUGUCGAGCACCCCAACCGCGUGUGUCUGUCCGUGUGUGUGUGUGUGUGUGUUCAGGUUCAGCGUAUUUUGCUGGAGUUGUUGAAUCAGAUGGACGGCUUCGACCAGACCACCACCGUCAAAGUCAUCAUGGCCACCAACCGACACGACACACUCGACCCCGCACUACUCAGACCUGGUGCAGUGCAGAGUCCAAGCAUCCAUCGCCCAAAGUCGAUGGAUUGAUCGGUGCGUGGCGUGCAAUGAAUGGUUGUCCGUCUUCUCUGCGUGUGUGCACAGGUCGUCUGGAUCGCAAGAUCGAGUUCCCGCUGCCGGACCGUCGCCAAAGGCGCCUCAUCUUCCAGACCAUCACCGGCAAGAUGAACCUGGCGGAAGAAGUCGAUCUCGAAGAACGUACGUACACACGCAAUCAAUGCACACAGACACAGCCGUACUCUCGUCCGUCUUUUGUUCAUUCAGUUGUGUCUCGUCCGGAGAAGAUUUCGGCUGCGGACAUUGCUGCCAUCUGCCAGGAGGCCGGCAUGCAGGCCGUGAGAAAGAACAGGUGACUGACUGACUGACUGACGCACACAAGAGAAAGGAGCUGCGUAUGUGGAUCCUGGCUGGUUUGUUGGCUGUGUGUGUGUUUGGUUAGGUACAUCAUACUGCACAAGGAUUUCGAGAACGGCUGGAAGGUGCACAUCAAGAAGCAAGACCGAGACUUCGACUUCUACGUCAUGUGAGGGACCGACAAGCAUUGUUUGUCUUUUCACUGACGGCCGCGCGAUACGUGGGGACGGACACAACGGUUCCGUAUGUGUACGCAAUCGAUAACAUUUGACGUACACAGACAUAUGGCCGGAUGAAUGCGGUCGACUCGGUCGCUGCAUGUACAUCCGCAGCUAGCGUGCUGGUCAAAAAACUGUGCCAAACUGCGUCAGGUCCGUCCGUAUACGUGUACGAGUGUCGGGUGUGU
This is a messenger RNA of Vitrella brassicaformis, 3431 nucleotides long. The record is from the annotation of a GenBank genome assembly. NCBI's taxonomy places the organism in Eukaryota, Vitrellaceae.